Messenger RNA from Colletotrichum orchidophilum, 3348 nucleotides. RefSeq lists its product as uncharacterized. The record is from RefSeq and is a predicted model, not a curated record. Gene Ontology annotation, molecular function: zinc ion binding; DNA-binding transcription factor activity, RNA polymerase II-specific. Bases 1 to 3348 code for a protein of 1115 amino acids. NCBI's taxonomy places the organism in Eukaryota, Fungi, Ascomycota, Sordariomycetes, Glomerellales, Glomerellaceae. The transcript has a single exon. Gene Ontology annotation, biological process: regulation of DNA-templated transcription.
AUGCCACCAAAGAAGUCAAACUUGGUGCCAGACAAAAUCUGCCUCCCAACAUUUCGCCAAACAGCAAACACCAAUAACGGCUCCUCGAGUCAACAGCCACCGGCGCAAGCUCAACAAUCACAACCGCCACAGCGACAACAACGGCAAUAUGAGUCCUUCACCUCGGAUAUAGACCUCGGUCCCUUGGAGCGCUAUAAUCUCCAAGGUCAAGAAUACGGGACCGAUGCGCAGUAUCCCGCACAACGGUUCCCAGCAAACGCGAACACGGGCUUCAACUUCCCCCCCGCGGGGUCGUCAAGCACGAUCCUCCCAAACAUGCCUCAGCCGCAAGCCCAGUUCCCGAUGACAAGUUUCAUGCCAACCCGCGACGUCCGUCUGCCGCCAGCGCAGUACAUAGAACCCAGCAACCAGCAGUACACCUACAACUACUCCUGUACUACUCCCCUCCAGCCCCAGCCGUCGAAGCGCAGGCUCUCCGAUGUGGCCUCUGGUAGAGAAGGAGGUAGAGAAGGAGGAGAAGAAGAUGGGCCAGAAAGACCGGCAAAAAAAACCAGACGGGCCCCCGCGCCUGACCUCGGCUUUUGGCAACCCGCCCUCUUCCGUAAACAGCCCUCACUCGAGGUCCGCGUCCCGAUAGACAAUGUAUGCGACCACUGCCGGGCCGGCGGCCACCAGAACCAGGGCUGCAACGCCGACUUCGCCGCCCAGAUCGAGUGCAACCAGUGCUGCCGGUACCGCAACCUCACGGACCCGAACCACGUCUGCAGGGUCCUCGACAGGGAGUACUGGCAGAAGCGCUUCGCCAACUCGCGGCCCUCGUACCCCACCCACGAGGAACAGACGAGCUGCUGCGCCCGGUGCAAGGAGAGACGCGGCAGCGGGCGCCCGGCGCUCUGCGACAUGGACGACCGCGUCAAGAUUGGGUGCACGCCGUGCAAGAAUGAUCGAGUACUAUGCAGGGCGUACAACGAGCGGAAGGCGAGGGGAGUCGGCGUCGGGGUGGAUCAGCCUGCCGAGUUGAUGUGGAACCGGCCGGAUCCCGCAGACGGCUCGGUGUCGAGGGAGCGCCGGCCGUGGUGGAGGCACAUGUGCCAGGCGUGCCAAUCGCAGGGCGGGAGACGGAAGGCGGAGCCGUGCUCCUGGAUCAAGGACUUCCGGCUGGGCGACUACAAGUGCGCGCCGUGCGUCGAGAAUAACAUACCCUGCGUGGACCCCUGGACGGGGCAAGAGUACGCCACGCCGUACUUGUGGACUGGCCAGGGGGACAAGAUCAUCUAUGACAAGACGACUGUGGCCAGGAAGGAUCGGAACCGGUGCACCAACUGCGCGACAAACCAGGCCAACUGCCGGGGCUUCAUCGGCGAGGGCGACUUUGCGUGUAUUCGAUGUACGUCCUGGGGCCUGACGUGCGAGCUGCCGGGUAACGGCAGUCGGCAUCCGCCCCAGGAGCUCCCGGUCAUGGACAGGAAGAUGAUCGGGUGGCCCGGGGGCACCAAGCACGCUUCCGACAAGGGUAUGACGUUUCGCGGAUGCAAGAGAUGUCGGCAAAAUGGCUUAAACUGCGAUCGCAAGCGGCCGUGUGAUAAGUGCUUCAGCCAAGGGGCGGCGGCGGAGUGCGACUCGUGGGUACUGGGCAAGGAGCUCUGUAAACGCGACCAGACCCUCGGCGACGAUGCGCCAGAGUAUUAUAUGGCUCUCGGGUACGGCCCCCGAGGUGUCGACGACGAUCGGGCCAUGUGCCUGGAAGACCGGCUUGUCGGACCAAACAUGCCCAAGCAUGCAGACAUGAUGGAACGACCUCCUGCUCCCGUCCCGGGUGAAGCCCAAAGCCUGGAGGGACAGCCAGUCCAACGUCAGUUCGGAGGAGCCGUUGGCAACGGAUACGCCACCUUCUUCGGCGGGGACAGCGGGGUUGGCGGGACCGCACCGCCGCCGCGGGGCACGGCCGCAGCCGGAUACCAGGAUGUCACCGCACCAUCCAAUCCGCUGGCGUUCUUCGACCCGGCCCAGCCCUACGGCAACCAGGACCACAUCCGCCUCCAACAUAACAACAUGAUGUACGGCGAUAACAACGCGGCCGCCAAGGCAACGGAGACCGGCGAAGGGUUCUCAAACUGGCUGGGCAACUACAACCAGAGCCGUCACCAGGCCGGCCCGAACAACCAAGACUUCAACGCCCAGGCUCCAUUCGAAGGCCAGCCCCGGAACCAGAACGAGAUCCAGUAUAUGCUGGGCAGUAGCUAUUCCACGUCCUCCAAGGCCCUAGUACAAAUGGCCGAGUCACCGCCGCCGAUCCCCAUCGACCCGCAACUCCAGGAGGCCAUGGAUGUCGGACCCGAAAGCAGAGCCCGAGAUGACCGAGAGCAAUCCGAAAUAACCCGUGAUAUCAGCGGCUACAUGGCGAAUUAUGCCAGAGCUACCCGCUUCGUGCCGAUCGAGCUCCGCAACUUCAACCCGCCCGAAGUUGCCCAGACCCCGUCAGCCGCUCGUAUCGGGCCUCCGCUCAGGGUCCUCCUGGAGUUGAAAGAGCAGCCCGCAGACGAAAGCCCCCGUCAACCGCCACCGCCUCCGUCGUGGAACCCCCCGCCUUACGACCCAAAGCUGCGCGAUCUGCUCUCCAGGUGGAAGAAGCCCUCCCUCAACGUCUUCCACGACGUCCCCGACGCGCCCCUCGCCAGCGGCCAACAACCACACGACCAGCCCUGCGAGGAAGUCAAGCCCGGCGCCCCAGACAACAUCUGCAAGCAAAACGUCCCCGAUGGCGCCUUUUGCGAAAACCAGGAGCACGUGGCGGCACGCCCCAAACAGUUUGUCGUCUGCAACGACUGCAAUCUAUCCUCAAAAAAGACCCUCUUCGAAGGCCCGCACCCCCUUAUGCGCGCCGAGUUCCUCAACAUGCGCAACUACGCCUGCGGCGCCUGCGCCAUCACAAACGAGAGCUCCGCAGCCUUUGGCACGCCGGAAGUGCCCCUGAAUCCGGUGACGGGGUGCCUCUGCGCGGCCAAACUCCUCGGCCGGAGGCUGUGCCAGCACCACCGGUACCAACUGGCGCAGCGGCUCAUGGUGCAGGUGUCACUGGUGCUCGAGUGGGCGAUUACCAAUUUUGGGCCGAAUAUGUGUCUUUUCUGCAAACAGGACGGCGUCCACGCCAAGGGCGUCGAAUCCGCGGGCGACAAAUGGACAGAGUCGUUGGUAUACGUGUGCCUCAACUGCGAGGGUGUUGUGCGCGAGAGCGUAAAGAGUGAGAUCAUGCCGGGCAUACAGGCCUGGAUGGGUGGGAGUCACCCGUUUUCUCUCUUUCAGGAGCCCUGGAUGCCUAUGGAGGGUGUAGAGCAGGAAGGCUUGUGA